AUGAAUUGGAUUCGGGGUGAUUCACUGGGCAGUGGAAACUUCGCCACCGUCGACUUAGCCAUACACACUAAACCCUCCGUUAACAUUCCGUCUCUUACCGCCGUCAAAACAUGCAAACUUUCCCAUUCGCUUUCUCUCCAAAACGAGAAAAAUAUAUUUGAGCGUUUAGGGUCAUGCCCACACAUUAUCCAAUACUUUGGUCAGGAUCAAACUGUUGAAAACGGGGAAGAGUAUUACAAUAUUUUUCUAGAAUAUGCAAACGGCGGAACUCUCAAUGACCAGCUCAAGAAUCACGAUGGGAAACUCCCGGAAAAACUUGUUCGACGUUACACAAGGUCCGUGGUUGAAGGUUUGAAGUAUAUUCACGAAAACGGUUUUGUUCAUUGCGACUUGAAACCACCAAACAUUCUCGUAUUCGAGAAUGGCAACGUAAAGAUAUCAGAUUUCGGUCUUGCAAAAGAGAUGGGAGUGGAAGAAGUUAAAAAGAUGCAAUGUAGAGGAACUCCAAUGUUUAUGUCACCAGAAUCAUUGAUGGACGGUGUGUAUAAUUCUCCGGUAGAUAUUUGGGCUCUCGGUUGCACCGUCGUGGAGAUUCUUACCGGAGAACCUGCGUGGAACAUAGAUUACGACGCAGACAUGUUGACGUUGUUGGUUCGAAUUGGGGUUCAAGAAGAAGUACCAUUAAUUCCAGAUGGAAUCUCAGAAGAAGCAAAGGAUUUUCUUGAAAAAUGUUUUGUUAGGGAUCCACUCAAAAGAUGGAGCGCUGAUAUGCUUUUGAAACACUCUUUUAUCUCGGAUGAUGAAACAAUUUCUUCGGUUAAGGAGUCGACAUUUUCAUCAGCUUCUCCAAUUACUCACUUUGAAUAUUCAAACUGGAGUUCUUCUACUACUGUUACAACGUUGCUUUACAGUUCAACGGAAGAUGAAAGUGAGUAUUGGUUUUUAUCACAAGAAAAGAGUAGUCGACAACUAGCUCAUGAUGCGAAGCUACUAGAUUGUUCGCCAGAACAUAGGCUUCUACUACUAGUCCUCAUUGCUGAGAAAUCGUUAGAUUUGUUAGAAUCUGAUGAUUGGUGUUAUUUAUCACAAGAAAAUAUUCUUAGACAACUAGUCACCACUGCUGAGAAAUCCUUAGCUUUGUUAGAAUCUGAUGAUUGGUGUUAUUUAUCACAAGAAAAGAGUCUUACACCAUUAGUUCUCACCGCUGAGAAAUCGUUAGAUUUUUUAAAAUAUGAUGAUUGGUGUUAUUUAUCACAAAGUUUUAUUAGAAUAUAA
This is a messenger RNA of Lathyrus oleraceus (garden pea), 1275 nucleotides long. RefSeq names its product mitogen-activated protein kinase kinase kinase 20-like. The record is from RefSeq and is a predicted model, not a curated record. The transcript has a single exon. Lineage: Eukaryota; Viridiplantae; Streptophyta; Magnoliopsida; Fabales; Fabaceae. Gene Ontology annotation, biological process: protein phosphorylation; signal transduction. Gene Ontology annotation, molecular function: protein kinase activity; ATP binding. Bases 1 to 1275 code for a protein of 424 amino acids.